This is a messenger RNA of Heterobasidion irregulare TC 32-1, 234 nucleotides long. RefSeq lists its product as uncharacterized. The record is from RefSeq and is a predicted model, not a curated record. Lineage: Eukaryota; Fungi; Basidiomycota; Agaricomycetes; Russulales; Bondarzewiaceae. Gene Ontology annotation, cellular component: mitochondrion. The coding region runs from base 1 to 234 and encodes 77 amino acids. The transcript has 3 exons.
AUGCACCAGCCCACCCUCAAGCAUUUUAUUUUGAAGCAACAAGCCCUCGAUCUCUUCCGUUCCGCCAUCCGCGCCUCCCGAUCGAUUCCUGACGUCGUAGCCAGGGAAGAGACCAUCGUUUGGAUCCGUGCUGAAUUUGAACGGAAACGUCAUCUCCAAGACGUGGCGGCUAUUGAGGAUGCCCUUAAAGCAGGUCGCCGCGACAUGAAACACUACUUUCCUGCGUCUCGCUGA